GGCAUUAUAUUAUUAUCAAAGCGGAGGUCGCGCGCAUUACUUACUUUAAAAGUAUUCAUUUGUUACAAAAGAGUCGCUCGCGCUUAAGCUUUUCGCUACUCGCUAGAUAUCUUUCUAGUAGUCAACAGUACCGACGUCCACACGACGGUAAACUUUUUUUUUGCGGCAUCGCGACGACGUGAGUGAAUUUUGGUUUUCUUUUGAGUUUCCGGUGUUGUUUUUUUUUUUUGUGCAUGAUUUGAUUUUGUUUUGUCUUUGAGUUAAUGAAAUUUAGUGGACAAAAUUUCACAAGACCUUCCGAUCGAAACUCAAAACGAUGACAUCACUAAUUUCCGUAUUACUCAAAGAGGCAUCAGUCAGUUAUUAACGAAAAUAAUUCGACAAAUUCCUCGAUUGUUUUAAAAGACUUUUUCAUAAACACUAUUCAAAAUGAGUUCGGUUCUACUAGAAGCAAGGCCUUUCAGGCCCUUCAAGUCGAGCGAAGAGUACCUCUAUGCCAUGAAAGAAGAUUUGGCCGAAUGGUUGCAAACGAUGUAUCCUCAUUUGAACAUUCAAGUGGAGAAUUUUAUGGAAAAGUUAGAAACCGGUGUUGCGUUAUGCGAGCAUGCUAAUGCAGUGAAAGCACAAGCCGUCGAAUAUGUCGAAAAGAAGCAAGCUAGAAAAGCUAUGACCCGAUCUGUUACUGGAUCCCUGGCCCAAGCACAAAACCUUAUCAGGAUACCAGAUGUCAAAUAUUUUACUACCGCCAAGGCUGGAACUUUCUUUGCAAGAGACAACGUCAGCAACUUCAUAAACUGGUGCAGAUUCUGCCUAGAAAUAAUCGAGUGCCUUCUGUUCGAAUCCGACGACCUUAUAAUGAGAAAAAACGAAAAACACGUCAUAUUAUGCUUGCUGGAAGUUGCUAGAAGAGGAGCAAGAUUUGGUAUGUUGGCACCAAUGCUAGUCCAAAUGGAACGUCAAAUCGAUAGAGAAAUAGCAGCUGAUCAAAAGAAACUAGGUUUUAACGAUGGUAACGAGAACAGUAACGAACUUGACGAUGAUAGCGAUAGCGAAUUCGAAGAGGAAGAACCACCGAUGAUGUAUGGUCCGGUACCACAGAUUGUGACUAACGAUUUGAAGAGUUUGGAUGAAAUGGUCCGAGAUUUGGUUGCUUUAUGCACUUGUCCCACCCAAUUUCCCAUGAUCAGAGUGUCAGAAGGCAAAUACAGAAUAGGAGAUACCAAAGUUUUGAUUUUCGUUAGGAUCCUCAGGAAACACGUAAUGGUUCGUGUGGGUGGCGGAUGGGACACUUUGGCACAUUACCUGGACAAACACGAUCCUUGUAGAUGUAGAGGACAGCAUAGGCCUACGCAAAGUGCCCGUUUGGUACCGGGAAGGGCACCCGAUUUACAUGGAGCACAAAUUUAUUAUGACAGAACUGCAGUUUCACCAGCAUCCCUUCCACCGUUGAUCAACGGCGUUGCAAGCGGUCCCAACAGCCUGGGGCCACCGAUGAAUUCCAUAAAUAGGUCCAGAUCCAGAUCGCCGUCCCAUUUAUACGCAGAUUCUAGAAGAUCAGUCAGUCCCAAUUUCCCAAGGAAAAGUUUGGUCCCUCCAACACACAACAGAUCCAGAAGUCCAACGCCGAAUUACACCUCCACCCACCACACAAAACUGGCAACCAACAAAAGUCCGCAGCACAUUGUAAAAAAUUCCGGCCCUCAAAGUUUACCUUUCAUUCCGACUUCUCCUAAAUCGAAACACGUUGCAAGCAUAAAUAUUCCUGCAGACAAUAGCAAGGUCAUGAAAUCAGAAGCAGUCCUUCAAGUCAACAGCGAAUCGCAAAGUAGCGAUAAUCACAGCGAUACUUCGUCCCAAAUGUCAGACGAAGGUUACAGAAGUUUGGGAAUUGUUCAAGACAAAAAUAAGAAAAGGUCUUCUGUUUAUAGUCAGAAUUCAGCUGAAGAUGUUGAAGAAAAUGAACAUCAGCACAUUUACACAGAAGAUGAACUAAAUGACGUGGGCCUUCGCAAAACAAAUUUCUCCCAAAGAAUAUACGAAGGAGACCCAAAAUUUUUACGAAGAACACCUGAACCUCCAAAAUCUAUGCCGUCUUCACCUACCACAGAAACUGAUAGUGAAAAGACGAUUUUAAACAAUCAAAAGCCUAGCCAAAAUAAGGGUUCUCCGGUACAUUCUGUUCGAGGUUCUCCAAAACCAGAGGAACGUGGAGUACUUAGGAGAACAAGCAGUACUGAUAAAGUUGCACCUAAAAAAGCCCCACCUGCAGUUAAAAAAAUUGACAGCAAAACUAAUACUUGGAAUGGAAGACAGAGGCCUACAAGGCCCAGCGUUGGAACUGAUACUUUUGUAUCGCCUUUCCAGAGAAAUACAAAUGCUAGGAGAAGCGUUUCAGCAUUGGGCGAACGUAGGACCUCAAUUUCGGCUAAUUCUUCUCCAACUAAAAGCAAGCUGAAACAGGAACUUUUGAAUGCCGUUAAGAAGGCUGAUGAUGAUGAGACCAUCGCGCUGCAGGUUCAAGAAUUACUUCGUAAGUAUGGCAGCCUCAGCACCCUGGACAACGAGGAGGAUUACGCUGCUCCGAAAUUCACUCGGCAAAAUAAUGAGAGAAUGUCGUUCAGGAGUCCUCGGAAGGAUUCGCGACCUGAAAACAAUUUGUCCAGGAUACCCGGCCCCGUAAUUCAGAAUAAGGCUUGAGGUGUUUCAAAUAAAUAAGAUUAUGAUCAUAUUAGCAAUAAUAACAGGGUACGAAAAUGUACUCAAUACUUUUUGUGCAAAUUGCAACUAUUUUUGGUGCUAAUGUUUAGUUGUAGAUUAGAUUUUUUUUUUGAAAUCUUUAUAAAGUAUGCCAGUUUCUACGACUGAUUUUUUUGACUAUGUUCCUGCGAAUUUAAAUUCGUCACCAUUCCAGCAAAAUUUUCAAUUUGCGCAGGAUUGACGUUGUAAUUUUAAUUUCUUUUGCUAAAUAUUGAAAUAUCUUAAUCACAAGAAGAAGUUGGUUUACCAGUUAUAAGCUUUAAUUAAUAAUGUAUACUUUAACGUGAACUUAUUCAAUUUUAUAAAUGUUAGUAUAUUUAUCUAGAAAAAAUAUAUUAUAUGUAUUCACCCUAAGGCCGGCUGAAGCUAGAAGCUCCUUUUUUUUGUUCAACUUUAAAUGAAAAUAGCCUAAAAAUAGCGGAAAAAGAAUUAGACUCUUAAUAACUCUAGUAAAAGAAUUCUAACAAAAAUUGUUAAAAGGACCUCUACUUAAAACAUAUUGUCAAUCGUAGAUAAUGUAAUCUAAGAAGGAAUUAAUUAGCUAGAAAAAAAGCUCAACCAUAGUUUUUUAAUGAAUAAUAUCUGAACAUUCCGAUUUUGAUACUAAAUUUUUUCAUAGAUUAUAUCUAGUGGAGUUUAGAUUACAUACUAAACCUUUAAUAACAAAUACUAAUAUCUAGCAGCAUAAAGGAUCAGUUUAACCAAUUAUUAACCAUAAUUAAUAUAAUUUUUUAUACCUCGAGAUCUAUUUAGUUUUCCAAUGGUGGUAUUUUUGGAAAAUGUCGCUUACAAUUUCCAAAAAUGCUUGAAAGCUGAAAUCAUUUUUGAUCCGAAAAUACAUAAAUAUUUUGUUUUCUGGUCAAAUUUUUAUCAACGAAAUUUGUUGUUAUUUUAUUUACCUACCUAUUGGUUAUAAUUUUACUUAACCAAUUUAUAUUUUGUAAUUUAUCAAAUUUAUCUUUUCAUUUAUUAUUGUUGUAUUUUUUACUAUUAAACUAAUAUAAAGAAACCUA
Ceutorhynchus assimilis (cabbage seed weevil) is the source of this 3770-nucleotide messenger RNA. Lineage: Eukaryota; Metazoa; Arthropoda; Insecta; Coleoptera; Curculionidae. The record is from the annotation of a GenBank genome assembly.